ACUGACAUGGCGGCCGCAAUCGGCCAGCCCCAGGACGUGUCGGGCUGUCGGCUAACUUCGGUCGGUGCUGGGCGAAAGCAGCAGCUGUUUUACUAGUAUUCGUACCCACGAGGCCGCGCAGCUGACCCUUUGGGAGAGCGAACGUCGCGGCCAUGGCUUACCACUCGGGCUACGGAGCCCACGGUUCCAAACACAGGACCCGAGCAGCUCCAGAUCCCCCUCCUCUUUUUGAUGACACAAGUGGUGGUUAUUCCAGUCAGUCAGGGGCAUACCCAGCUCCAGGAGCCGACGUAGCCUUCAGUGUCAACCACUUGCUUGGGGACCCAAUGGCGAACAUGGCUAUGGCCUAUGGCAGCUCCAUUGCAUCCCAAGGGAAGGAUAUGAUGCACAAGGAGCUGCACCGUUUUGUGUCUGUGAACAAACUCAAGUAUUUUUUUGCUGUGGACACAGCCUAUGUGGCCAAGAAGCUAGGGCUGCUGGUCUUCCCCUACACACACCAGAACUGGGAAGUGCAGUACAGUCGUGAUGUGCCUCUGCCCCCGCGGCAAGACCUCAACGCCCCUGACCUCUAUAUCCCCACCAUGGCCUUCAUCACCUAUGUGCUGCUGGCUGGGAUGGCACUUGGCCUUCAGCAAAGGUUCUCCCCAGAGGUGCUGGGCCUGUGUGCGAGUACAGCACUGGUGUGGGUGGUGAUGGAGGUGCUUGCCCUGUUCCUGGGCCUCUACCUGGCUACUGUGCACAAUGACUUGAGUACCUUCCACCUGCUGGCCUACAGCGGCUACAAAUAUGUGGGAAUGAUCCUCAGUGUGCUCACAGGGCUGCUAUUUGGCAGUGAUGGCUACUACGUGGCCCUGGCCUGGACCUCAUCUGCGCUCAUGUACUUCAUUGUGCGCUCUCUGCGGACAGCAGCCCUGGGCCCUGAGACCAUGGGGGGACCAGCCCCUCGGCAGCGUGUCCAGCUUUACCUGACUCUGGGAGCUGCGGCCUUCCAGCCCCUUAUCAUAUACUGGCUGACCUUCCACCUGGUCCGGUAACCUCUGCCCCUGGCUUUUCGAUACAUUGAAUAUUUGGUUUCUUUGACUUGA
Molecule: messenger RNA, 1085 nt
Organism: Jaculus jaculus (lesser Egyptian jerboa)
Lineage: Eukaryota; Metazoa; Chordata; Mammalia; Rodentia; Dipodidae
Gene: Yif1a
Product: Yip1 interacting factor homolog A, membrane trafficking protein
Exons: 8
Coding region: 153-1034 (293 amino acids)
Biological process (GO): endoplasmic reticulum to Golgi vesicle-mediated transport
Cellular component (GO): endoplasmic reticulum membrane; endoplasmic reticulum-Golgi intermediate compartment; COPII-coated ER to Golgi transport vesicle
Source: RefSeq, a predicted model, not a curated record